Nestor notabilis (Kea) is the source of this 1163-nucleotide messenger RNA. RefSeq names its product N-ethylmaleimide-sensitive factor attachment protein, gamma (gene NAPG). Gene Ontology annotation, biological process: intracellular protein transport. Gene Ontology annotation, cellular component: vacuolar membrane; SNARE complex. Gene Ontology annotation, molecular function: syntaxin binding; soluble NSF attachment protein activity. NCBI's taxonomy places the organism in Eukaryota, Metazoa, Chordata, Aves, Psittaciformes, Psittacidae. The record is from RefSeq and is a predicted model, not a curated record.
GUAAAACGUAAAAUCUUUACUAAUUGUAAUAGGCUUUCCUUCUUGCAUUUUAGUCUGAAAACUGGAUUCUUGAAGUGGAAACCAGACUAUGACAGUGCAGCUACCGAAUAUGGGAAGGCAGCUGUUGCUUUUAAGAAUGCCAAGCAGUUUGACCAGGCAAGGGAAGCCUGUUUACGGGAAGCUGAGGCACACGAAAACAAUAAAGCUCUCUUCCAUGCUGCCAAAGCUUAUGAACAAGCUGGCAUGAUGCUAAAGGAGAUGCAGAGACUCCCUGAAGCAGUUCAGCUGAUUGAGAAAGCCAGUAUGAUGUACCUGGAGAACGGGACACCAGAUACAGCAGCAAUUGCGCUGGAACGGGCUGGAAAGUUAAUAGAAAACGUGAGUCCAGAGAAGGCUGUGCAGCUCUAUCAGCAGGCAGCAUCAGUGUUUGAAAAUGAAGAACGCUUACGGCAAGCUUUAGAAAUGCUAGGAAAGGCAUCAAGACUUCUAGUCAGAGGACGCAGAUUAGAUGAGGCUGCAUUAUCUCUUCAAAAAGAAAAAAGUAUUUAUAAAGAAAUCGAAAAUUACCCAACAUGCUAUAAGAAAACUAUUGCUCAAGUCUUAGUUCAUCUUCACAGAAAUGAUUAUGUCGCUGCAGAAAGAUGUGUGAGGGAAAGCUAUAGUAUACCAGGAUUUAAUGGAAGUGAAGACUGUGCAGCACUAGAGCAACUUUUAGAGGGUUAUGACCAGCAAGAUCAGGAUCAAGUUUCUGAAGUCUGUAAUUUGCCACUCUUCAAAUACAUGGACAAUGAUUAUGCCAAGCUUGGUCUUACCUUGGUGGUCCCAGGAGGUGGAAUCAAGAAGAAAUCGCCAAAUGCUGCACAAGACAAAGCAAGAGGACCAGCUGCAGUGGGCUCUCAUGCUGAUGAAGAAGAGGAUGAAUAUUCUGGUGGACUAUGCUAGCUACUACAUAGGUAGUCUUAAAUAUCAGACUUAUUUGUGAUGUUGAGAAUAUCCAAAGGUACCAGAUUUAUCAGAGCUUCAUUGCAAUUGUGAUAUGGGAAUGCUAAUAUUAACUUGGCAGCUUCUGGGUGCACUACAGGAGAAAAAGCAUGAUUGUACCUAUCAUCAUGAAACAUCUUUGGACUUUAUUUCUUACCUGGUAGCUUCUUCAGGGCUCUGUC